AUGGAAGUUAGAUUCUUGCACCUCAUAAAUCAUCUCACUACACUCAGAAAAAAGCAUAGUCAGGAAGACCAAGUGAGGAAAAUCUUAAGCGGUCUCAUAAAAGAAUGGGAGCUGAAAGUAACAGCUAUUGAGGAAAUAAAGGGAGAAUCAAUUGGCUCGGUUACAGUGCUAUUUGGAAGUCUUGCAGAAUAUGAGAGCAAGCAAAAAUAUAAAAAGGAGAUCAAUGAGAAAAACCGCAAAGGUAUUGCUCUCAGAACUCAAGAGAGUGAAGAUGACAACGAAGAGGACCUAGAAGAUAAUGAAAUGGGUCUUAUCAUCAAAAGGUUCAAGAAAUUCCACAGAAACAAAGCCGAAAAGAGGUUUCAAUCAAAAUGCAAAAUAUCCACAUCUCAGAAUGAGCUAAAGGAACCAAUCAUCUACUUCGAAUGUAAAAAGCCAGGGCACAUCAAAGCAGAGUGUCCUCAGCUGUCCAAGAUAAAGGACAAAGAAAAGAAGAAAGUGCUUGCUGUUGGGCUUGUGGGGUUGCUUCAGCUUGCACUUGCUCAGGUAUGUCUUAAAGCAUUUAGAACGAACAAAUGGUACAUUGACAGUGGGUGCUCCAGACAUAUGACGGGUGAUACUAAGAAAUUCACAUCACUUAAACUAAGAGAAGGAGGAAAGGUAAGCUUCGGUGGCAAUCAAUCUGGAAGAAUUACUGGAAUCGAAGAAAUAGGAAGUGACAAAGGGAUGAAGGUUGAAGAUAUGUACUAUGUAGAAGGCUUAUGUCACAAUCUACUCAGUGUCAGUUAG
Molecule: messenger RNA, 789 nt
Organism: Neltuma alba
Lineage: Eukaryota; Viridiplantae; Streptophyta; Magnoliopsida; Fabales; Fabaceae
Exons: 3
Coding region: 1-789 (262 amino acids)
Molecular function (GO): nucleic acid binding; zinc ion binding
Source: RefSeq, a predicted model, not a curated record